This is a messenger RNA of Scheffersomyces amazonensis, 1752 nucleotides long. RefSeq lists its product as uncharacterized. The coding region runs from base 1 to 1752 and encodes 583 amino acids. Gene Ontology annotation, molecular function: ethanolamine kinase activity. The transcript has a single exon. NCBI's taxonomy places the organism in Eukaryota, Fungi, Ascomycota, Pichiomycetes, Serinales, Debaryomycetaceae. Gene Ontology annotation, biological process: phosphatidylethanolamine biosynthetic process. Gene Ontology annotation, cellular component: cytoplasm. The record is from RefSeq and is a predicted model, not a curated record.
AUGGCAUUAGAUUAUUCAACUUCUCCUUCUACAAAUAAUCUGUCAACUACAGCAGCUCCUGUAACUCCAGCAUCAACUUCAAGUUCCACCUCAAUUCCAACUCAAGUGAAUUUACCAUCAUCUUCAGCUUAUUGUUUUAUAUCAGAUAAAGAUGUUCAUUGUGUACCAAUCAAUUCAUUUAAUAGCUUUUCUGAUAAUUUUAUUGCAUUAGAUAAUACAUCUAAACAAAAUGAUGAAGCAGAUUUUACUCCCGAUAAAUUAUAUUUAAAGAAUAAAAAUUUACUUUAUAGUUUAAAUAAUCCAUCAUUAUCUGAUUUAGAAUUAGAUUCUCCAACUCUUAGUAAUGCAACAUUACAUACGGGAUCUCCACCACUUUCACUUGCAAUUCCAACUAAUAAUAAUCUUCAAAAUCAUCAUAUUCAUCAUAGUCAAAAUAAUCAAACUUUAAUUCCUCCAUCUCAAACUUCAAGUCAAACAUCUUCCGAAUUAAAUUUACCAGCUAUAAUUAAUAAUUAUUCAACUCAUGCAAUUUAUUUACCUCGACUUAUAAUUAAUUUAUCAGAAAAUCUUAAUACUGAAUUUAAAGAAUUAAAAGGUUUAUUAAUUAAAAUCUUUCCUACUUGGUCACCAAAAGAUGUUAUAAAUCUUAAACAAUUAACUGGUGGUAUAACUAAUAUGUUAUUAUCUUGUACAAAUCAAGAUUUAAAUGAAACAGUAUUAAUAAGAGUAUAUGGUCAUGGAACCAAUUUAAUUAUUGAUCGUCAUCGAGAAUUCAUUCUGCAUCUUAUACUUAAUUCAUUAGGUUUAGCUCCUCCAAUAUUUUCUCGAUUUAAAAAUGGUUUAGUAUAUGGUUAUUUAUCUGGAAGAUCAUUAGAACCAAAUGAAUUAUCAAAUGAAAAUCUUUUCCCAUUAAUUGCCCAAAAUUUAGGUAAUUGGCAUAAGAAAUUAGAUUAUAAAUUAAUUGAAAAUGGAGUUGAAAAAUUACGAACAUUUUCAAUGAAUUUAAAAUUACAAUUAAAAUCAUCAAAUGGUGGAAGUGGAAGUGGUAGUGGAAGUGGAAUUGGUAGUUUAAAGAAUAAGAAAUUUAAAAAGAAAUUCAUUUCAAAUGUUUGGGAAUUAUUAGAAGAUUGGAUAGAUAUAGUUCCAAUAAAUCCUGAUCUUAUAUCAUCAUUUAAUGAUAAUUUACCUCAUGAAGUUAGUCAAGACAAUUUAAAGACAAUUAUUCAAGAAGAAUUUUCUUGGUUAAAGGAAAAUUUAAGUAAAUCAAAUUCUCCUGUUGUUUCAUCACAUUGUGAUUUAUUAUCAGGAAAUGUAAUUAUUCCUCAAGAUUUUGAUUUACAAAAACCUUUAAUUAAUUUACCAUCAAUUGAAGAUAAUCCAAUUAAAUUUAUUGAUUAUGAAUAUAUGUUACCUGCCCCUCGAGCAUUUGAUAUUGCUAAUCAUUUUGCUGAAUGGCAAGGAUUUAAUUGUGAUAGAAGUGCUAUCCCAACUCCUCAUAAAUCCAAUGAAAUCUUAGUUAAAUGGGUUCGAGGUUAUUUAGGAGAUUUAAAUGCUCCUAUGAAUAACGUUGAAGAAUUAAUUGAUGAAAUUGCAACAUUUUAUGGAUUACCAGGAUUUUAUUGGGGGAUUUGGGCCAUGAUUCAAAGUGAACUUUCAAAUAUUGAUUUUAAUUAUUCUAAUUAUGGGAAAUUAAGAUUAGAAGAGUAUUGGGAAUGGAAAGGUCAUUAUUUGAAAAAGCAAACAUCUCCUUAA